Messenger RNA from Sitophilus oryzae (rice weevil), 522 nucleotides. Its product is annotated as neuroligin-2-like. Gene Ontology annotation, molecular function: neurexin family protein binding; signaling receptor activity. Lineage: Eukaryota; Metazoa; Arthropoda; Insecta; Coleoptera; Curculionidae. Gene Ontology annotation, cellular component: synapse; postsynaptic membrane; cell surface. The record is from RefSeq and is a predicted model, not a curated record. The annotation marks the transcript as partial. Gene Ontology annotation, biological process: modulation of chemical synaptic transmission; neuron cell-cell adhesion; presynaptic membrane assembly. The transcript is spliced from 2 exons.
UCGUCAACUCGCGGUGAGACGGAGACUGGUCCACCAAGGUACAGUUCCAGAAUAGUGGAGAUACAGACUGGAGCAAUUAGGGGAAUUAUUUUAGAGCUGAAUUCCAGACAUUUGGAACCCGUAGAAGUCUUUCGUGGUGUACCCUACGCAGCACCCCCUGUAGGUCCGCUGAGAUUCCAGCCCCCUCAAGCACCCGUUUCCUGGCCAGGUACCAGGCUAGCUGAUACUUUCGGAGCUGUCUGUCCCCAAAAGUACCCAGAUAUAACAAACAGGACUGCAGCCUUGCAGUUUAUGCCCAAAGGGCGCUAUCAGUAUUUGAAGAAGCUGCUUCCGUUGCUGGCCAAUCAGUCAGAGGACUGCCUGUUCCUGAACAUAUACGUCCCUGGAAGCGGUAAGCCUAGGGAUUUUUUAUUAAGCCUGGUUGAGACGGUCCAAGUAUACUUGGACCAAAUAUACUUGAUCAAGUAUACUUGGACUAAAUAUACUUGGACCAAGUAUUGGUCCAAGUCUAUUAGGACCUAG